Molecule: messenger RNA, 3104 nt
Organism: Penaeus vannamei (Pacific white shrimp)
Lineage: Eukaryota; Metazoa; Arthropoda; Malacostraca; Decapoda; Penaeidae
Source: RefSeq, a predicted model, not a curated record
UUUCCCUAGAAGUAAAUAGGACUCGAUAUCCUUUCCGAUCGCCAUUGCGGCCAUUGAAAGCAGGGGCUAUUGGCGACCUCUCCCUCUCUCUGGCCCCGUCAUCUGCUCUCGGGGAAUUCCGAGAAUCUUGCAUACUCGCUCUCGAUCUCUCUAAUGCCUUUGGCAAAGUCUGGAUUAAGAUCUUCGACGACGCCAUCUUCGCCUUCUUCACGGUGGAGAUGGUGAUCAAGAUGGUGGCGAUGGGCUGGUCGGGAAAAGGCUCCUACAUGGCCGACUCAUGGAACCGACUCGACCUGUUCAUCGUCUUCGCUGGGGGCUUGGAAUACUGCCUGGCGAUGGAGAACAUGAAUAUCUCGGCCAUCAGGACCAUCAGAGUACUUCGGCCGCUCAGGGCAAUCAACAGGAUACCCAGUAUGAGGAUCCUGGUGAUGCUCCUGCUAGACACGCUGCCCAUGCUGGGGAACGUCCUUCUGCUGUGCUUCUUCGUCUUCUUCAUCUUCGGUAUCGUGGGCAUGCAGUUGUGGGCGGGCAUGCUUAGGCAACGUUGCUUCAUCGACAUUCCCGUGAACGUGCUCCGGGGGUCGAUCUCCUCCUACUACCCGGACUACAUCUGUUCGCUGCCAAAGGACAAUGGCAUGCACCGCUGCCAGAAUCUGCCGCCGACGAAAUACGAAGGUAUGGACUGCAACGGCACAGCGAAAACGUUCGAUAGCAACGAACCCACCAAUGAAUCGUGUGUCAACUGGAACCAAUACUACACCGACUGCCGGCCAGGGGACAAGAAUCCUUUCCAGGGCACCAUAUCCUUCGACAACAUCGGGCUCGCCUGGGUGGCCAUUUUCCUAGUAAUCAGUUUAGAAGGCUGGACGGACAUCAUGUACUAUGUUCAAGACGCGCAUUCAUUCUGGGAUUGGAUUUAUUUUGUUCUACUCAUCGUGAUCGGGUCCUUCUUCCUGAUCAACCUGUGUCUCGUCGUCAUCGCCACGCAGUUCUCGGAGACGAAGAAACGCGAGAUGGAGCGCAUGAAGAUGGAGCGUGCUCGGUUCCACUCGACGAGCACUCUGGCGUCGGGCUCCAUGUCGGAACCGAACUCGUGCUACGCCGAGAUCAUCAAGUACAUCGCCCACCUGUACAGACGAGCGAGACGGAAGUUGUACUCCCGCUACAGACAGUUCCGCCGCCGCCACCGAUCUGAGCAUCCGCGGCAGUUAAGCCUUAAGAAGCAGCGGCGCCGUCGGCAGUAUGUGCUUGCCCAACACGCGCUUUUGACGCGCGAGCCGGGAGGCCACCUGACGCCGAGCACCGUGGUCACCAUGCCCACGGGCGUCGCCGGGGGAGUAGGUCCUGGCGGGGGCUUCACUGUAAUGAAUAACGUCACCGCAACAAGUCCUCAGCUUUUAUCGCCCCCAGAGGUUAACGAGGGCCAGGAGGACAGUAGAAACAAUAGCGCCCCUCGCGCUAGCCCGGAGGUGUCUGAAGUCGACCCUCAGACGUCCCCUCACCGCCCGGUCCUCCUCAUGAUCCCCAGUGGUGCUAGUGGUGAAGGGAACAAUGAGCUGGUGCCCCCAUCGCCCGCGGGAGCCUGCACUCCCCGGCAUAGAAGACGAAGCUCUGUGAUGUUUAGUGACGUGGUGCUCCUCCACGGCCACGCGGGCGAGACCGCUACCAAGAAUGUCUGUCACAGUGAGAAGACGACACAGACCGACGACGAGCCGCUGGACCCAGCCUACUUCCGUGAGCCUCUGCCCCCUUCCCCACACACGCCGGGCCCCCCCGUUUCACUAUUGCCUUCGGUUCUGCUUCCUCCGACGCUCGCACCCUCUGCCAAGACCAAGUCUUCCCUGCGGCCCGUGUCGCGCACACCUUCGUAUAAUGGCUCAGGUGGUAAGGGCUCACUCACAUGUGGCGAACUAUUAGCACUAAGUGGCGCGCUCUCGGCGGCACUGCCCACGCACUUGGGCAUCGAUUCCCGCUCUGUGCACACAUUGUAUUCUUCUCUUGCCAAAGGUGUCAAACAUUUCUCUGCUCCUACGUUAUUUUUCUCAGCAGACCAAGCGCCUGCAGGACUCUCAGGCUAUUACUCGGCCUCAGACUCCUGUCACUCCGACUCCGACUGGAGUGACGAGGAAUGGAGUGAAGAGGAGCGGAGUGGCCCGCCCUCGCCAUUGCGCAGGUUCUUCUCCAAGUUGCGAGUGUACAUCAAGAAGCUGGUGGAACACACUUACUUCCAGCGAGGGAUCCUGGUGGCCAUUCUCAUCAACACUCUCAGCAUGGGCGUCGAGUACCACAACCAGCCCGAGAUACUGACAACCAUCGUGGAGACGAGCAACAUCAUUUUUUCAGCAGUUUUCGCUCUGGAAAUGCUGCUGAAAGUUAUUGCUGAAGGGCCUUUUGGUUACAUCAGUAAUGGAUUCAACGUCUUUGAUGGUGUUAUUGUGAUUCUAAGCGUCGUUGAGAUGUACGAGAGCUACACGACUUCGCACGCGGAGCAGCAGGCUGGCCAAGGAUCGGGGCUGUCUGUGCUGAGGACCUUCCGCCUGCUGCGCAUCCUGAAGCUGGUUCGGUUCAUGCCCCAGCUCCGGCGCCAGCUGUUUGUUAUGCUGCGGACCAUGGACAAUGUGGCUGUGUUCUUCUCUCUUCUCAUUCUGUUCAUUUUCAUUUUUAGUAUACUCGGCAUGAAUCUUUUCGGUUGCAAAUUCUGCAAAAAGGGCUCAGACAAUUCAACUACCUGUGACCGAAAGAACUUUGACAGUCUCUUAUGGGCCAGCAUAACAGUGUUCCAGUUUUGCAUUAGAGCGGAUGGGAGUGGCGAUUGUACGUGUCGAGAGAUCCUGGACCCAGGGGCUGGGUGCAAGUGCACGAGGAUGCACUUUAACAACUUCCUGUGGGCUACCGUCACGGUUUUCCAGAUCCUGACCCAAGAGGACUGGAACGUGGUGCUCUUCAACGGCAUGGAGAAGACGAGCCACUGGGCCUCUCUGUACUUCGUGGCCCUGAUGGCCCUCGGCAACUACGUCCUCUUCAACUUGCUCGUGGCCAUCCUCGUGGAAGGCUUCUCUGCCGAGCGAUUACAAAAGGAUCACAUGGGUGUAAUGACUUUUUGA